GCCAGACGCUGCGCCCAAGCCCCAAGAAGAGGAAGUCAGACAGAAGGCAGGCUUGAGGCAGGUCGUGCAGAGCGAGAUAUGACUUCCUUUGAUCAGUUAGCGGCGGUCGAUCCUCUUCUGGCCAGAUUCAUUGAAGGAGAGACGCAGAAGCAACGUUUCCAGCUGCACUAGAAGAGCCAAGAAGAACUAAACUAAUAACAGGCCAGCAAAGCCCUGUACAGUUCAGUCAUGGAUGAGACUCCUGCCCCACAGCAGCAGCCAGAGGCGGCAGGGAAAGAGGCUCCAGCCUCCAAGGAGUUUCGGAAGCGUAAGAAGCGCCUCCUGCAACAGAUUGCAGACCAGAUGGAUUUCUACUUCAGUGCAGCAAACAUCACCAAGGAUCGCUUCAUGAGCAGUCUGCUUCGUGAUGGUCCGUACAUCGACUUACAAACGUUUUUUAAGUUCAACAAGAUCAGAUCCAUGACCAGUGACAUUACCUUUCUAAGGAAAGCUAUAAGCAAGUCCUCCCUGUUGGAGCUAUCAGAAGACGGCCUUCAGGUUAGGAGGAAGGCGGCUGUAGAAGUAAAAGAAAACGAGCUGCACUGUACCAUCUAUGUGGAAAACAUUCCUUCCAAUGCUGACCAUGACUGGGUGCGUCAGGUGUUUGGGGAAUAUGGAACCAUCGAUUACAUUUCUCUGCCUCGCUACCAUCGCUCAGGCAGACCUAAGGGUUUUGCUUUUGUAGAGUUCAAGGCUCCUGAAAUGGCAAACUCAGCUCUGGAAGCAUUUGGUGCCCUUGAAUGUAAAAUUCCUCCCACAACAGACCCUUCCGAACUGCAAAGCAUCAAGACAUUUGAAGGUAACACAGGGCAGCAUAUGGCAGGAGAGAGUCAUAUGGAACCUCACAGUGAUGACCAGAGUGUGGACAAGGAAAGUGAUGGUGGGAAGAACAUGGAAAUCUCUGUGGGAGAGGGAGAAAGUGUAAAGAAAAGGAAGCUAGAUAGUGUAAGUGAAGAAACAAAUGAGAAGAAAAGAAAAAAAAGUAAAGAAGAGAGUAAAUCCGAUGAUACAGCUGAACAGGGAGAGAAAAAUAUGGACGCCAGUGAAAGUGAGCCACAGGCGGGCACUGAUGGAGGAGAGGAACCUUCCAGUGGCGGGAAGAAAAAGAAGAAGAAACGGAAACGAAAAAAGAAAGAAAAGGAGGUUAUUGACAGCAUAUACUUGAGAGUCAUGUCCAAAGAAGACUGGAAGAAGUUAAGGAACAAAUAUCUCAAUGCACAAAGAGAGAACAUGAAGUUACUCAAGAUGCAACUGCAGGAGAGGUACCACCAGCCACACUUCAGGAGACACAAUGCUGGAAGGAACAUGGAGUGCGACCAGAAUCAUGACAUGGAGCAAAGCAAGGCCCAGGAAGCAGCAGUGAUAGGUGGCAGGCUGGAGAAGGACCAGAGCCUCAAGCCACAGUUUACACCUAAUUCAGUCAUAAAGAUCAGCUUUGAGGAGCCACCCCAUGAUCCCAAAAAGCUGAGGGAGACUGUUCGGGAAGGAGGGGGAAGUGGGGUGGCCUACGUGGAUGUGAGCGCCACCGAGAGGGACGUGUUUGUCAGGUUCACAUCUGAGGAGUCAGCUGGUGCAUACAAGAAGACCGGGUGUUGGAGUCGCAUGGAGGUCCUGUCUGGUGCUGAGGAGGAGGAGUACUGGAGGCGCAUUAUCUCAUGUUGGACUCAACGCAGGAAUAAGAAAAGCAAGCAGAAUGGAAAGCGGUCUCAGAGCUGCGGUGGUGAGCUGCGGGGAAGAGAGAAACUCCUUCAGAAAGCUUUCAGGGACGCUCAGAACACCAAAUGUAACUCGCAUAUUGUGUUUGACGAUUGACAGGAGUAAGUUUCCAGAUACCUUUAGCAAUAUCAAGGUAACUAAGGACAAUGUUUAUGCACUUGUAACAGCAUCAAAGUGUGUCAAGUGUAUUAGAUGUCCAGAUACCUGUAACAUCAAUGUGUAAAGUGUAUCCAGGUACUUUUAACAAUGUGGAAAGAUGCCUUCAGUAGUGUUAAGGUGCUCUGAGUGUCCAGAUGCACUUUUAACACCAUCAGUUGUCCAGCAGCAUGUGAUACCAUCAAACAUAGGGCCAUAGUCUAAGACACUUCUGCACCAUACCUUCACUACUUUCAAAAGGCUAUACUUGAAGUUACAUGAGCUUUUAAGGGUGUUUUGACAGUUCUAGUGACCAAUUAACAAGAUUUCUACAUUAUCAACAGGAGAAACACUCUUGAGAACCAACCAAAUCAUCUCAUUGGCCUUUGAAAAUAGUCAUGGUGAGAGAGCAAAGCAUUUCAGAACACAGGCCAUAAUGAUUGAUCGUCUUGCAUAUGAGUGGUUAGACUGAUUAUUAUUGCACCUCUCGUGUUGUAAAGUUAACCACGACUUUCUGAGCUCAGUGUGUAGAUGUAAAUUAUUCUUGAGUUUCUUUGUCUUGCAGCAUCUCAAAAAGUUAAUUUAGAUAUUGUUAUGAAGUUUCAUAUUCUACAUGGAAUAGGAUGGUAGGAUUUAAUGAUCUCUGAGCCAUGUGAUAAAGAAUGUGAUACAAAUUAAGGAAUUAAUGCAAGCAAUUCUUUUAUAGAGAUGCACAAUAAAUCUUUAGUAAGUA
Molecule: messenger RNA, 2623 nt
Organism: Scylla paramamosain (green mud crab)
Lineage: Eukaryota; Metazoa; Arthropoda; Malacostraca; Decapoda; Portunidae
Product: la-related protein 7-like
Exons: 2
Coding region: 229-1851 (540 amino acids)
Biological process (GO): RNA processing
Cellular component (GO): nucleus; ribonucleoprotein complex
Molecular function (GO): RNA binding
Source: RefSeq, a predicted model, not a curated record